UUGUGACGUUUACAUUCCCUGCUCCUGCCCUCUCAGCCAUAUUGAAACGGCAGUUUCCGUCUUUCCGACUUUGGCUGCCCGGGAAGGUGGCAGAAGAACUUCAAACUAACGCUUCUUGAAUUUGGAAUUAAAAUAUUUUGGUCGUUGGAAAACUUACCAGAGAUUGUGGCUUUGCGUCUACAGCCGUUGAUCAGUGGCUUUGAGGCGUCUGAAAGAUGGUGGACCGCUUGGCAAACAGUGAGGCCAACUCUAAGCGCAUCGGGUUUGUGGAAGCAUGCUUCGGCACUGCAGGUCAACCGCUAGCCAUCCCAGGUCGAGUGCUCAUCGGGGAGGGCGUUCUCACAAAGCUGUGCCGCAAAAAGCCCAAAGCCCGGCAGUUCUUCCUCUUCAACGACAUCCUGGUGUACGGCAACAUCGUCAUCCUGAAGAAGAAAUACAAUAAGCAGCACAUCAUCCCUCUGGAGAGCGUCACCAUAGACACUGUUGAUGAUGAGGGCGAACUACGCAAUGGCUGGCUCAUUAAAACGCCCACCAAAUCCUUCGCCGUCUAUGCCGCGACAGCAACAGAGAAGUCCGAGUGGAUGAGCCACAUCAGCAAGUGUGUUUCGGACCUGCUGGAAAAAAGCGGGAAAUCUCCCACCGGCGAGCACGCAGCGGUCUGGGUGCCCGACUCGGAAGCGACCGUGUGCAUGCGCUGCCAGAAGAUGAAGUUCACCCCCGUCAACCGGCGCCACCACUGCCGGAAGUGCGGCUUCGUCGUGUGCGGCCCCUGUUCGGAGAAAAAGUUCCUGCUGCCCAGUCAGUCGUCCAAACCGGUGCGUGUGUGCGAGUUCUGUUACAAGCAGCUCUCCACGGGAGCCUCCCACUCGGACAGCCGGCACGGUUUGGAGUAUUCCAGCAACAACGGAAUGUCGGACGACGACGAUGAAGACGACAGCAGUGACUAAGGGCCACUUUUAGGAAUACUGACAAUUUACAGAUCAUAUCUUGAUAUUUUAGUCGUGCUAAUUUUCAUUCAGGGUUUGCAAAGUGGCAAUAACACUUACCCAAAACAAUUAAAGGCCCUGCGCAUAUGAUCAAAAGGUUUGAUGGGAAAUGUUCCUGCGUAUUCAUGAACACUACUUGCCUGCUCGCUCUUUCACAUUCAUUCCGCUCUAUAGGCCAUUUUUCACAUAGAUGUAUUUCUUGGAAAUGGUGCUCUUUCAUCAACUUUAUUUGAACCCGUUUCUACCUUUUUGCUACUUUAUUCUCUCUUGCUACUAUGCUGCUAUCCCGUGGAACAGAGAAUGCUGGGUAAUGUGAUUGCGGGCUGUUACUAGACAUACAUUCCCUCAGGUGAAACUAUGUAGUGCAUUAGAACUAGGUUUUAAACAAGGAGCUGCAUUUAAUGCUUUGAACAACUAACCACUAACAAACCAGGAAAGUGUGUUUGGGUGAAAGUCUUCUUAGUCGGUUUCUAGUAAUUGCAAAUGACAAAUCAGAUAGAUGCUACUAAGCUUGUAAAUGUGUAUAUAAUGCUGUCGUGUUGCAUAAUUCAUCAUCUGACAAGGUCGUCGCUGCCUCAGUGCCUUAUUUAUCCUCAGGAAGUAGGUCCUGGAAGUGAGAAAAUUAGAAUACACUUUGACUUGGGUCAAUGUUUUUUUACUUUCAGACACCUGCCGCCUUUUGAUACCACACCACAUGAUAGAGGCACACAGGGUAACAUUCAGUGACCUUAUGAUUAGUUACGAUUAACUAGAACGUCAGUUUCAGUUGGGUACAGUCCAAAUCAUUGUUAUCCUAGCUUUUAGACCCAUGCAUCUAGUAUCUUGCGUCUGUACUCCACAUGCUGGUGUCUCUCUCCUGCCCUGACUUCAACUCUAUAGAAAUCUACACGCUAACAUGCAGCUCGCAGGGAUUGCUCUUCACUAAGGCGAAGGACGCACUCUCCAAGCCCUUUCUAAUUGAGGUCUUUAUGUUAGCAAGGUCAUAUGUAAGGCCAUGACGGUAAAUCCUACAGAUUUUGAACGGGAAUCGAAAGCAUUAUGAGGAAGUGACUGACAGCCACUUUUUUUUUUUUAAAUUGGCUGUUCAACACAAUAAUAACUGCACUAACUUCUUUCCAAAGUGGUGUUUUAUACAGUGGUAUAGUGGUGUUGGACUCUUAAAGAAGUGCAGUAGGAUAUUUCAUCAACGAUCUACAGUAAUUUUUCCUCUUACGCAAGUCAAGCUUGUGGGAGAAUAGUCUGAACUUCUUGACUGUCUGAAUACUUGAUCACCUAUGUCAGAAUAACAAAACUGACAUUGAAAAGGGAAACUAACUCUGGCUAAACAGUCCGCUCAGACCGUCUAGUUUAUAUGCAUCGAGAUACACUUGAGUGAAACUAUUUUUUUGUUUUGCUUUUUUUUACACAUUUGUGUGUCUUAUUUGAGAUUUAGAAAUAGGUUUACAGUGAUUGAAUAAUUUAAUCUUGCUUCUGGAACAUAAAAGUAGAAGCUAUAUAUGGCAUAAUGUUGGAUUUAAUGAAUUGUUUUAACCUGAGAUGGUUUCUUUGUUUUAAAUUCUACUUAUGUUGUAAUAUUCUGCUUCAGUUGUAAUAUCCUGAGAUAAUUGUUUUGAUUUUCCAUGUUGUAAACUUUGUACAGUUUUUUUUUUUUUUUUGGUUUGCAGCUGUUUUUCUUUUUCGUAGCAUUUCCGUGUGGUUCACGUGUGCAUUUCCUGAACACCUCUGGAUCAGCUACCAGCACUUUACUCUCUCUGUAAACCACAAGAGAGGGGUGGAGCCUGUGUAAGAUGUGGGCAGGAUUACAAAUGGCCUGCAAAUACAAGAUCUUAAUCAGUUGAGCAAAGCAUCAGAGUAUAAACAGGAUUGGCAUUUACUUUCAAUUUAUUUUAUUUUCCAAUUUCUUGAACAUUUAAAAUUUAAAGAACAUUCUGUUCUUGAAUGGAUUUUUGGGAUUUACUGUUUUCUUGUACAUUUUUGCAUUUUUAAUACCCAUUUAAAACUCUGAAAGGGCUGAAAACUGAAUGUAAUUGUCAUAUCAUCAUUAUUAGAUACUAAUUUUGAGGAAAUAUAUGCAUUGCUUAAACUCUUGUGCCUUGUCUUAUGUAAUACUGGCCAAAUCCAAAUAACCGUUCUAGAACGAAUUGGACCAAUCGUGUCAGGACAAUAUCUCUCAUAUAUUUGACUGAAUUAUUGACUGAAUAUCUGCAUUGGUUUCUAUGAAGAUGACGUUAGGUUGGUGUGUAUGCUUAUGCCAAAAAAAAACAA
Messenger RNA from Pimephales promelas (fathead minnow), 3251 nucleotides. RefSeq names its product pleckstrin homology and FYVE domain containing 2 (gene plekhf2). The record is from RefSeq and is a predicted model, not a curated record. Gene Ontology annotation, biological process: endosome to lysosome transport; endosome organization. Gene Ontology annotation, molecular function: metal ion binding; phosphatidylinositol binding. NCBI's taxonomy places the organism in Eukaryota, Metazoa, Chordata, Actinopteri, Cypriniformes, Leuciscidae. Gene Ontology annotation, cellular component: early endosome.